AUGUCGACCUUCUUUCAGAAGCAGCAGCAGGUGGCUGCUUUGGAUCCGCGUCUGGGUAGUCUUAUGGCGAGCGCGGGACUUUAUAAUCUGCGCUCGCUAAUCAAAGGCGUGCGUGCGUGCAAAACGCUAGCGGAUGAACGAGCCUUGCUCCAGAAGGAGUCAGCAGCGAUCCGGACGUCCUUCAAAGACGAUGAUGUGUAUAUGCGCUAUACGAACCUUUCGAAGCUACUUUAUAUCCAUAUGCUGGGAUACCCAGCGCAUUUCGGCCAGAUGGAAUGCCUCAAACUGGUGGCUUCACCGCGCUUCACGGAUAAGCGCCUCGGGUACCUGGGCAUCAUGUUGCUCCUGGACGAGAAUGCGCAGGUUCUCAUGCUUGUCACGAAUGGCUUGAAAAACGACAUGAACCAUUCCAACAUGUACAUUGUGGGCCUGGCCUUGUGCACAUUUGCCAACAUUGCAUCCGAGGAGAUGUCGCGCGACUUGUGCAACGAGAUUGAGAAGCUGAUGGGCAGCUCUAACUCUUAUAUCCGGAAGAAGGCAGCUUUGUGUGCCAUGCGCAUUGUUCGUCGCGUGCCGGACUUGGUGGACCACUUCCGCGAGCGUACCUUGCAGCUGCUGAGCGACAAGAGCCAUGGUGUCAAGUUGUGUGCACUGAGCCUGGCCAUCCAGAUGUGCGAGAUGGACCGUGGUUGUAUCGAUCUAUUCCGCCGUGUACGUAUUCGUAUGCUGACGCAGGCCACGACGCCCCUCGUCGCAACACUUCGCACUCUGCUUACGACGAGCUUUUCGCCCGAGCACGACGUGGCAGGUGUCACCGAUCCAUUCCUGCAAACCAAGAUCCUGCGCUUUCUGCGUAUACUGGGACGUGACAGCGUGGAAGUCUCGGACACCAUCAACGACAUCCUCGCGCAGGUAGCGACGAACACCGACGGCUCCAAGACGGUGGGCAACAGUAUCCUCUACGAGUGUGUGCUGACCAUCCUCGAAAUCAAAUCGGAUGCGGGUCUGCGCGUCAUGGCGAUCAACAUCCUGGGCAAGUUCUUGGGGAACACGGACAACAAUAUCCGAUACGUGGCGCUCAACACACUCAUCAAGGUUGUGUCGAUUGAUACCAAUGCGGUGCAGCGCCAUCGCGGCAUUAUUCUCGAGUGCCUUCGCGACGCUGAUAUUUCUAUUCGCCGCCGCGCGCUGGAACUGACCUACACGCUGAUCAAUGAGUCGACGGUGCUGGCUCUGAUGGAGGAAUUGCUGUCUUUUCUGCAUGUGGCCGACAAUGAGUUCAAGCUUGGCCUUACUACGCGUAUCGGGAUGGCGACGGAGCGCUUUGCCCCUACGCCGCGUUGGCACAUCGAUACCAUGUUGCAGGUGCUUCGCCUCGCGGGUAACUAUAUUCGCGACGAUGUACUGGCAUCGUUCCUUCGUCUUGUCGCUAACACGUCGGAGCUGCAUGCGUACACAGUGCAGAAACUGUACAUGGCGCUCCAUGACGACUUGUCGCAGACGGGCCAGACGUUGGCGGCUGUGUGGGCCACAGGCGAAUACGGCGACAUUCUCUUUGAUAUGGGGCGCAUCACGCGGGACGGCGCUACGUACGAAGUGUCCCCUCGGGCAGUGAUCGACUUGCUAGCAUCACUCUUGGAGUCGGUAUAUGCAACAGAGAGCAUCCGCGAGUUUGUCCUCACAGCCUUGGCCAAGCUCGCUACACGUAUGCCCGAUGCAUCGCAGCAGGCACGAAUUCAGAGCCUUCUGAGCGGGUAUGCUGAGAGCAUCGAGCUGGAGAGCCAGAAGCGUGCUCUAGAGUAUGGUGCGCUGCUGCAGCGCAAGGCGAUUCGCGAUGGCGUGCUGGAGGCAAUGCCUGUUCCGGCUAUGCGACCGAUCGUUCCCGAGACGGUUCCGCUGGCCCAGGCGGGUACCACUCGAGACGCAGGUGCGCUCCUGGAUAUGGGCACCGAGUCGGUGGCGCCGGUGCAGAGCUCGACGGCGGCAUCAGCGCAGACCAACACAGACUUGCUCGCGGACAUAUUUGGCGCGGCCGACACACCGUCAGCGGCACCCGCGAGCGCGCGAGCCCCGCCGACGUCACAGGCGGACCUUCUUGGUUUGCUAGAUAACAGUGCCCGCCCGGCGAGCAACAGUGUGGCGGCUGGCAUGAGUGAGCUGCAACUGCAGGAGAAUGCGGAGCCGGACGAGACGGAAGCCUAUCAUGCGCACGGACUUCGCAUGGCCAUGGCCGUGACGCGGAGCGGUGCGGAAGCAUCCGUGCAGGCGAUCUUUUCAGCACCAGACGGUGCCACCAUCGAGGGCCUGACACUCCAGGCGGCCGUGCCCAAGACACAGCAGCUGCAAAUGUACUCGCUCUCGCAGUCACGCAUUAUGCCUGGACAGAGGGCGACGCAGGCCAUGCGGGUGACAGGGUUGGGCGCAGGCGUGAUUCGUCUGCGGAUGCGCUUGGCCUAUGUGGUGAAUGGCGAGCCUCAGCGGGCCCAACUAGAUUGGACACAACCAUAG
Messenger RNA from Malassezia sympodialis ATCC 42132, 2508 nucleotides. RefSeq lists its product as uncharacterized. Bases 1 to 2508 code for a protein of 835 amino acids. Gene Ontology annotation, cellular component: membrane coat; Golgi apparatus; AP-1 adaptor complex. The transcript has 2 exons. The record is from RefSeq and is a predicted model, not a curated record. Lineage: Eukaryota; Fungi; Basidiomycota; Malasseziomycetes; Malasseziales; Malasseziaceae. Gene Ontology annotation, biological process: intracellular protein transport; vesicle-mediated transport.